AUGUUCACAAUCUCAAACCGCAUUUUCAUACUCUCAAUUAUUAGAAACCAAUCUAUCUGGUUGCAAUAUGUCAUUCCCUGUAUUGAACCCUGUAAACGCCACCCCUGCCAUUGUGCCGCCGCCAAUUGGAACAGUGCCAAUGGACCCGCCACCGGUCCACUCAUCUUCGCCGGCGCAACAAAGCAACCUUCAACACCACCAUCGGCACCUCCUGCAGUCCAGCGUCAAAGAGAUUCACUGCUACCGACAAAGGGCAACAAAUCGUGGAUGAACGCCGACAACAUGUCAAACGGAUUCGAUCGGCAACAUGCGUCCUUCCUGAGCAGCAUGUCGGCGGCUGCCUCUAAGCUCGGCUCCGGCGCAGGCACCAAACGCUCGCUCGCUCCACCAUCGCCGUCGCCCUCGGUCGGCUCGACCACCUCUGUCGCCGCCGGCGCCGGCAGCCUGACCCCGCGCAAGGACCGCCACGACACCCCGAGCAGCAGCAGCAAUGCCGCCAACAGCAGCAUCGUCUACUCGCAGCCCGCGCUGACCGGCACCGGCGACAGCAUCAUCUCGCAGAUGGCCUACGCCGUCACGUGGCUGCGCCAGAAGGGCGACCCCCAGUCCUGCGUCGACGUCCUCGGCUACCUGUCCGCGACCGCCCGCCCGGAGAAGGAGCAGGAGUUCUUUGUCGACCAGAUGCGCCGCCACCCGCAGAUCCAGUGGAUUCCCGACCCGGCCCUCAGCGAGCAGACAUGGCGCUCCGGCACCUACGUCCACCGUCCCGCCAUCCCCGACGUCCGCACCAAGACCCAGCUGCUGGCCUAUCUGCAGAAGAAGACGGACGCGAGCGGUGUGUCGGUCAAAGAUCUGAAGGACGGCUGGCCCGAGUGCGAGGCGGCGAUUACGGAGCUGGAGUCGGAGCAUAAGGUGCUGGUGGUGCGGGCCAAGAAGGAUGGGGCGGCCAAGAUGGUGUGGCUGGAUGAUUCGAGUCUGUUCCACGAAGUUGAGCCGCAGUUGAAAUUGCUGUGGGCUCGUGUCGAGCUGCCUAGCAUUGAGAACAUCGUGCCCAAGCUGGUCGCCGCCCAGCAGAAGCCGGCGUCGGAAGACCCGCGUAUUAAGGCGAGCCAGGCGCCGAAGCAGGACAAGAAGAAGAAGAGGGUGCAGCGGAAGUCGGGCAAGUCGACGAAUACGCAUAUGGAGCACUUGUUGAAGGAUUACAGCCAUAUGAAGCGCUGA
Chaetomium globosum CBS 148.51 is the source of this 1221-nucleotide messenger RNA. RefSeq lists its product as uncharacterized. The record is from RefSeq and is a predicted model, not a curated record. The transcript has a single exon. Gene Ontology annotation, cellular component: transcription factor TFIIE complex. NCBI's taxonomy places the organism in Eukaryota, Fungi, Ascomycota, Sordariomycetes, Sordariales, Chaetomiaceae. Bases 1 to 1221 code for a protein of 406 amino acids. Gene Ontology annotation, biological process: transcription initiation at RNA polymerase II promoter.